AUGUCAGGAAAAGUCCACGGCGGAAAGGGUAAGUCUGGCGCAAAGGACGGCCAUUUGAAAACACAGUCCCACUCUGCACGUGCAGGUUUACAGUUCCCCGUUGGUAGAAUCAAGAGGUACUUGAAGAAGACGGCACAGUCGAAAAUCAGAGUCGGCUCCAAAUCGGCCAUUUAUCUUGCUGCUGUCUUGGAAUACCUCACUGCAGAAGUUUUGGAAUUGGCAGGAAACGCCGCAAAGGACUUGAAGGUCAAGAGAAUAACCCCAAGACAUCUACAGUUGGCUAUUAGAGGUGACGAAGAAUUGGAUACUUUGAUCAAGGCCACCAUCGCAUACGGUGGUGUCUUGCCUCAUAUCAAUAAGGCUUUGUUGCUCAAGGUGGAAAGAAACAAAAAAUAG
This is a messenger RNA of Pichia kudriavzevii, 396 nucleotides long. RefSeq lists its product as uncharacterized. The coding region runs from base 1 to 396 and encodes 131 amino acids. Gene Ontology annotation, cellular component: nucleosome. The transcript has a single exon. NCBI's taxonomy places the organism in Eukaryota, Fungi, Ascomycota, Pichiomycetes, Pichiales, Pichiaceae. The record is from RefSeq and is a predicted model, not a curated record. Gene Ontology annotation, molecular function: protein heterodimerization activity; DNA binding; structural constituent of chromatin.